Molecule: messenger RNA, 468 nt
Organism: Copidosoma floridanum
Lineage: Eukaryota; Metazoa; Arthropoda; Insecta; Hymenoptera; Encyrtidae
Product: pro-resilin-like
Cellular component (GO): extracellular matrix
Source: RefSeq, a predicted model, not a curated record
AUGUGUCCUCUAGCUCAGUGCUUGCUGUACGUGCAUGCCAAGGCAAAGCAGUGCUGCGUGAGCAUAUUGAAGUCGACCGACAAAGCACUGCUCCUACUGACGAUGCUUGCCGAAAUGCGGACCGAGCCACAAGGGCAGGCGUACCUACCGCCGAGCGGUCCUCCUUCGAGACCCUCGCCAAACGCCGGCCAUCCGGACGAAUGGGCUGGGGAUCCGGUGAACUACGAGUUCUCGUACGAGGUGCAGGACGCGCAGGCGGGGCUGGACUUUGGCCACAAGGAGAUGCGCAAGGACGACGAGGCGAGCGGAAGUUAUCACGUCCUGCUUCCGGAUGGACGGACGCAGUACGUGGAGUACGUGGCCGACAGCGGUGGCUACCGACCGAUGAUCCGGUACGAGGGCACCGCCAGCUAUCCCGCCCACUCGCCCGGCGGCGGAGGCGAGGGAUACAAGUACAAGAAAAAAUAA